ACGUGGCGGGACGUAGGUGUCAUGGCGAGCUCCAUCUGAAGUCUGUGCUGUUCCGGAGAGCGACCAGUCUUUCAAGAGGAUUUGAGACUAAUUGCAGAUAAUCAAGGUGGCCUUCUGCCCUGUGACUUACAGAUGGUCUCCAGAAUCAUCGAGUUGACAUCCUCCCAACUUAGCCACUUCAGUGAAAAGAGGAGCCAUCUCUCCUGUUAGCUCAGCACAGAAGUCCUGGUGAUGAUCAUGACCGAAGAUGCCUUCUGCAUCCUGUGAUACACUAGUGGAUGACAUAGAAGAUAUUGUGUCGCAGCAAGAUUCAAAGCCACAAGAUAGGCAUUUUGCAAGAAAGCACAUUGUUCCAAAGGUGCGAAGAAGAAAUACCCAACAGAAUUUGCAAGAGGAGGAGAGUCCACCAAGUGAUAGCACUAUUCCUGGCAUACAGAAAAUUUGGAUACGGACAUGGGGUUGUUCUCAUAAUAAUUCAGAUGGAGAAUAUAUGGCUGGACAACUAGCUGCUUAUGGAUAUAAAAUUACAGAAAAUGCAUCAGACGCAGAUUUGUGGCUCCUGAAUAGUUGUACUGUAAAAAACCCGGCUGAAGAUCACUUUAGAAACUCCAUUAAAAAAGCUCAAGAGGAGAACAAGAAAAUAGUGCUAGCGGGAUGUGUUCCUCAAGCCCAGCCUCGUCAGGACUACCUUAAAGGACUGAGUAUCAUAGGGGUUCAACAGAUAGAUCGUGUAGUAGAAGUUGUGGAGGAAACCAUUAAAGGUCACUCUGUGAGACUGCUGGGUCAGAAGAAGGAUAAUGGAAAACGGCUCGGGGGAGCACCGUUGGAUUUGCCAAAGAUUAGGAAGAAUCCACUGAUAGAAAUCAUUUCCAUCAAUACUGGGUGUCUCAAUGCUUGUACCUAUUGCAAAACUAAACACGCUAGAGGGAAUUUGGCCAGUUAUCCAAUUGAUGAACUAGUAGAUAGAGCCAAACAGUCAUUUCAAGAGGGUGUUUGUGAGAUAUGGUUGACCAGUGAAGACACAGGAGCUUAUGGCAGAGAUAUUGGCACUGAUCUCCCCGCACUCCUGUGGAAACUGGUUGAAGUGAUUCCUGAGGGAGCAAUGCUGAGGCUUGGCAUGACAAAUCCGCCCUAUAUUUUAGAGCAUCUGGAGGAAAUGGCUAAAAUCCUUAACCAUCCCAGAGUCUACGCUUUUCUGCACAUACCAGUCCAGUCUGCCUCUGACUCUGUGCUCAUGGACAUGAAAAGGGAAUACUGCGUGGCUGACUUCAAAAGAGUGGUGGAUUUUCUGAGGGAGAAAGUUCCUGGGAUAACUAUUGCUACAGAUAUUAUCUGUGGUUUUCCUGGAGAAACGGAUCAAGAUUUUCAAGAAACAGUGAAACUUGUUGAAGAGUACAGAUUUCCAAGCCUGUUUAUUAACCAGUUUUACCCAAGACCAGGCACUCCUGCUGCAAAGAUGAAACAAGUUCCAGCACAAGUGAAAAAGCAAAGAACAAAAGAUCUUUCUCGGGUAUUUCAUUCUUACAGUCCAUAUGAUCACAAGAUUGGUGAAAGACAACAAGUGUUAGUAACAGAAGAAUCUUUUGAUUCCAAGUUUUAUGUUGCACACAAUCGAUUCUAUGAGCAGGUUUUAGUGCCAAAGAACCCCACGUUCAUGGGAAAAAUGGUCGAAGUGGACAUUUAUGAAUCAGGAAAGCAUUUUAUGAAAGGGCAGCCAGUAUCAGACGCCAAAGUAUACACACCAUCCAUCAGCAAACCGUUAGCAAAAGGAGAAGUCUCUGGUUUAACAGAGGAAUUCAGAAACAGGCUUGGGAAGCCCCAGAGCUCCACAUCCCACACCGCUGCUGCAACUCGACGAGACCCUGUGAGUCCCGGAGUGGGGCCGCCGUGGCGCCGGCCACACCGGGGGUGCGCACUGGUGCUGUCCGUUGGCCUGGCUCUGUUCGCUCUCCUUUUUGCUUUUUCUGUCAAGGUCUAUAAUUAAAACACAACUCAGUGAGCCAUCUGUGAAGAAGAAGAAAUUCCUAAUUAAAAUCUGCAGUGAACAGGAAAGCGACCCCGUCAGUUCUAAAGAGCAGUGAUUUAUACUGGUCUCCUUGCCACCUUUUUAGCUACACUUUUUAACGAGGCUCACCCUGUCUCACACAGAGUUGGGCCCACUGGCAUUUGAUCUACAGCCUAAUAACAGCUGCCUAGCAUAUCUUUUAAACUCAGCUCCUUUAGGUUUAUUUUUAGCAAAAAUGCAAGUGGUUGCAUCUCCUUAAGUCAUCAAUCUUCAAAUGAGAACCUAAAGUAAAGCAGAAUGGUCUGGUCACCUUUUCCUUAUGUGGAAAGACUUUUCAAUCUUUAAUACGCAUUUUUAAAUAUAUCUCCUUUUUCAUGCUUACUUUGGAGUCCCAAUGUUACAAGUAUCAUUUUUCACAGCAGAUGUGUUCCUGAAAAGUCUAUAUCAAUGCUUAUUUUUGGACCUUGAAUGCUUUUGGAAUGCGCAGGGGAGUCUGCCGUUAAAGGACUCUCAGCAACAGCUGGAGAAGUGCAAGGAAUCACCCACGUCUUUAGCGCUCAUGUAACUUCAGAAACUGGAUUCAUCUAAAACAAGCUGUGCCCUUUUUCUGACAUUUUGACUGAUUACACCAAAUGUUUAUUUCUACCUGACGUCAUUGGCCUUUACUAAAUGAAGUGACUUCUUUCACAAUAAAAGGAAUUGCUGUAACAAACAAA
Messenger RNA from Phyllostomus hastatus (greater spear-nosed bat), 2721 nucleotides. RefSeq names its product CDK5 regulatory subunit associated protein 1 like 1 (gene CDKAL1). Lineage: Eukaryota; Metazoa; Chordata; Mammalia; Chiroptera; Phyllostomidae. Gene Ontology annotation, molecular function: tRNA (N(6)-L-threonylcarbamoyladenosine(37)-C(2))-methylthiotransferase activity; 4 iron, 4 sulfur cluster binding. The transcript has 17 exons. The record is from RefSeq and is a predicted model, not a curated record. Gene Ontology annotation, cellular component: endoplasmic reticulum. Gene Ontology annotation, biological process: tRNA methylthiolation. Bases 248 to 1984 code for a protein of 578 amino acids.